Molecule: messenger RNA, 417 nt
Organism: Symbiodinium sp. CCMP2456
Lineage: Eukaryota; Dinophyceae; Suessiales; Symbiodiniaceae
Source: the annotation of a GenBank genome assembly
AUGGUCAAGAAGAAGGGAAGAGCCCAAGGGCUGGUUCUGUCCAAGACGGGCGGAUCCAGCAAGACUAAGGUUCCAAAGUCGAAAAAACAGAAGCAGAAGCAGAAGCUGCGAAAGGGCCAGCUGAAGACCAAAGCAUCUGCAUCGGCGAAAGGACCCGCGAAACCCAAACCGGAGGCGGUCGCAAACGAGGACAGCGGCUCUGAUGAAGAGAUAUCCGAGGACGACGUGGACCCUGCCGAGCGCGAGGACUACAUGUCCCGACUCAUUGCGUUUUUGAAGAAGAACGGGAAGAGCCACAUCAGCCGGAUCGGCCGCAACGUGGACAAGCCGGAAAACUUGAAGAUCGGAAAGUUCCUAACGAUGCACGCCGAGGUCUUCAAGAUCGACAAGAGCACUGGUAGCGUUUCCUUGAGCUAG